UUGCAACGUCAAUGCAUCAAAUAUCUAGCACCAAACGAGAGAGAAUCAUAUGAAGUCGUCAUAAAAGAUGGAAAGCUCGUGUACAAACAAAGUGGUGACGUUGUGGAAACCACUGAGGGUUCAAAAUGGAUAUUCGUUCUUAGCACGACAAGAAUUUUGUAUGUUGGGCAGAAGAAAAAAGGCCUCUUCCAGCAUUCGAGUUUUCUAGCUGGUGGGGCCAUCACGGCUGCUGGAAGAUUAAUUGUUCAUAGCGGAGUUCUUGAGGCAAUUUGGCCAUACAGUGGGCACUACCACCCAACUGAAGAGAACUUCAGGGAAUUCAUAAGCUUCCUGGAGGAGCACUGUGUAGAUCUUGUUAAUGUAAAGAGGUGUGCAGCUGAUGAUGAUUACCUUCCUUCGGACAAGGAUCAUUCCGAGGAAUCGCUUCAAAGAUCCACUUCUGAAGCCGAACUAUCAAAAAAUACUAGCACAUGCGCAGUCGAUGGUUUGACCAGGGAAGAAGAAAUCACAUCUUGCGAUCAAAAGGAUAAGCCGGUGUUCAACUUGUCUAAGCACAUGUCCUGCAAAUGGACUAGUGGUGCUGGACCACGCAUUGGAUGUGUUCGGGAAUACCCAGCUGAGUUACAAUUCCGAGCACUUGAACAAGUUAACCUUUCACCUCGGGUGGCUUAUGGACCUCUCAACUACAAUGGUCCAAUCCCAUCACCUCGACCAAGUCCUAAGAUUCGACUUUCCCCACGGGUUUCAUACAUGGGAUUGCCUAGUCCGAGGACUCCUAUUCCUGUAGCUAACUAAGGUUUUAUAGGAAGUGGAAGCUGCCCUUACUGGAUCAUAAUCUGACAGUUGAAUGAUAGAACACUCAAAAUCUUCAUCCAUUCUUUUAUUCACUUAUUUUGUAAAUGGCUCAGUUAAUUGCCUAAUCCAUUUUUACCGAUCUCUGGCUCCUUGUAGUUAGUUGGAGGUCAGUUUUGAUUUUCUCAUUUCUUCUGUAAUCAAAGUAUUGGAAUUAUUAAUAAGUUUGGAAUUUCAUUGUAUCUUCACUAGGUUUAGGUUGAUAGUGAAUUCCUCCUUUCAUCUCCUUUACUAGACUGAAGGGUUUAUUUGAUUGAUAUUGAAAUAUAGAUUCCUCCUCGAA
This is a messenger RNA of Olea europaea var. sylvestris, 1135 nucleotides long. Its product is annotated as IQ domain-containing protein IQM4-like. The annotation marks the transcript as partial. The transcript has 4 exons. Lineage: Eukaryota; Viridiplantae; Streptophyta; Magnoliopsida; Lamiales; Oleaceae. The record is from RefSeq and is a predicted model, not a curated record.